Marchantia polymorpha subsp. ruderalis is the source of this 3328-nucleotide messenger RNA. Lineage: Eukaryota; Viridiplantae; Streptophyta; Marchantiopsida; Marchantiales; Marchantiaceae. The record is from the annotation of a GenBank genome assembly.
GUUUGCAAUCGCCAGGCUCACGUAGGAGGCUCGGACCGAGACGACCCGGCGCCGGGUAUAAAAGCAGCCCCGACGAUUAUACUCAUGGCAAAGAGCUCCAGUACUGUCAAGUGCUGCAACAGCGGGGUUAGGCCAAACGGAGGCACAAAAGGACUAGCGUAGAUGCGGUGAACGUCGGGUCCAACCUCGAGCUCUGAAUGCCCUGUUCUUGGUUUCAUGCAAAUCGUUUGCACAGUUUGUUUGUAGCAGGCUCGGCAGAAAUGGCCCGAAGCGCGAGGGGCUGCUUGCAGGCUGCUGCGAUGAACCUUGUACCAUGCUUCUUGAUCGUGCUUUUGAGUCAGCUCGUGAUCCCAGCCAGCGGGCAGAGGGCGCGCGUCGCAGCCGAUAUUCAAACAAUGCUGAAAGUUCGAGACGAGCUUUUCGGAAUUCCCGAGAACAAGAUGAUUCUGGCCGAUUGGAGCACAGAGCCGGACCCGUGUAACUGGACUAGAGUAGAGUGUGAAGGCGUGGGCGCGUCCGCCACCGUGAGGAGGAUCGAUCUAAAUCAGAGGAAUUUGGCCGGCCCCGUUCCUCCGAGCUUCGGGCUCCUCCUCAAUCUGACCCACAUCAGCGCGGACGACAAUCGGUUCGAUAGCAUCCCCGCGAAUUUUUUCAAAGCGAAACAGCUGAGAUUCAUCUCCUUCCGCAAUAACCUCAUCUCCGGCAGCGUGCUCGAGAGCCUGAGCGCGUUCCAGUCCCUGCGCGUGCUGCUCUUGGGCCAGAACCUGCUCUCCGGGCGCAUCGACUCGCUCUCGCGCCUCAACAAGUCCGUCGUCCAGGCCAUCGACCUGGCGGGCAACGGCAUGCAGGGCAAUCUGAGCACGCUCGCCGGCUUCACGAAGCUCACCGUCCUGCGCCUCGGGCAGAACCGGCUGACGGGCGAGCUGGCGACCAUUCGCGACAUGCCCGCGCUGUACGACCUGUCGCUGGAGGACAACUCGUUCAGCGGCAGCGUCCCUCUCAGCACCCUGUCCGGCAUGGUCUCCGUCAACCUGUCGCGGAACGCGCUGCAGGGACCGUUCACAUUGGACGACAUUUUUGUACCGGGAACCAUCGCCUCGCUCGAUCUGUCCGACAACAGGUUCUCGCAGGUGGCUCCCCAAUUUUCCGGCUCGAGGAAUUCGUCCGCGCAGUCCACCGUCGACUUCUUCUGGGCCCGGGGCGUGGACAAAAUUCUGCUCGGCGGCAACGGGCUCUCGGGCUCCGUCGUCUCCUUCCCGGAGUCGGCGGCGACCUUGAACCUGUCGCACAACUCGCUGGGCGGCGACUUGCCGCAGACGGGCAAGGCCACCUUCUUCGCCGGCGUGGAGACGCUCCUUCUGAACAACAACAGCUUCACUGGCCCCAUCCCGGCGGGGUUCUGGACCAUGGCUAACGCCGUGACCAUGGACCUGAGCCGGAACCAGCUGAACGGGACUCUGCCGGCGGGGCCCCUCUUCAUGCCCAAUUUGCAGACCCUCAACCUGUCGUGGAAUCUGCUGUCCGGCGGCAUUCCUGCGGCCAUCUCCAAUCUGACCAGGAACUUCCGGCUGCGCACCGUCGACCUCUCGUUCAACAACUUGAGCGGCCCUCUGCCGCCGGGCCUCCCGCAGGGCGACAACUACUCCUACUCCUUCAUCGGCAACCCGGGCCUGUGCAGCGACGACGACUCAUUCCGGCGAGCCAACUUGCUCGGGCGAUGCUCCAAGCCCUCCAAAGCGGUCCAAGCGCUAUGGGCAGGAGUGGGGAGCAUGCUGGUGCUGGUGCUGGCGAUUGUCGGCGUGCUGCUGGUGCUGUGGCGCAAGCAGAUGGUGAAGGACAACCGGAUGGACGCGGAUCUGGUGAAGGCGGUGAACCACGGGCUGAUCAGCACGAGGCUGAUCCCGCUGCGCCAGCUGAAGACGGCGACGUCGAACUUCGCUGAGGAUGCGAAGAUCGGCGAGGGGGGCUUCGGGUCCGUGUACAAGGGGUUCCUGGAGGGCAAGGAGGUGGCCAUCAAGAAGAGCUCGAACGCCAUCCUGCAGCUGGUGGCCAGCAAGCAGAUGUUCAUGAACGAGGUGCAGAUCAUGUCCAGCGUCAACCACCGAUACCUGGUGAGCCUGCUGGGCUGCUGCAUGACCAACAAGAGCGCGCUGCUGGUGUUCGAGUACGUCCCGCAGGGCACGCUGGCCGAGCACCUCUACUGCCGCCGGGGCCAGGGCCUAGACUGGAACCAGCGCCUGAAGAUCGCGCGCCAGACGGCCGAGGCUUUGAGCUACCUGCACUUCACCGCCAACCCGCCCAUCUUCCACCGCGACGUCAAGUCGGCCAACAUCCUGCUGGACGACCAGCUGAACGCCAAGGUCGCGGACUUCGGCAUCUCCAAGCUCGCGCCCAACCUCGACGCCACGACGCACUACUCGUCGCUGGCCGUGCAGGGCACGCCGGGCUACAUCGACCCGGAGUACUACGUCUCGUACCAGAUGACCGGCAAGAGCGACGUGUACAGCUUCGGCGUGGUGCUGCUGGAGCUCAUCACGUCGCGCGCGCCGCUCGACUACCGUCGCGGCGAGCGCGACAGCACGCUGGUCAAGAUGGCCACGCACCUGGUGCGCACGGACGCGCUGCACCUGCUGGUGGAUCCCAUGCUCAUGAUCGUCUUCGACGACGAGGAGGAGGUGAAGAAGUCGAUUCUGAGCGUGGCGGAGUUGGCCCUCCGCUGCGUCGAUCGCAGCCCCGACGACCGCCCCGACAUGCAGCAGGUGGCCGUCGAGAUCGAGGCGCUGAGCUCCGUGCACUACAACGUUUCCAAAGCCGACGACGACGACAUGGACGUAAUUCCCAUAGCGAACCCCGUCGCGCGCCGCCCGCAGGCCUCGUACACCAGCUCCACCACCGGCCCCGGGAGCCGGGAGUUCCAGUCGCCUUUCGAGAGGUGAUCGGUCGCUUUGUACAUACAUUUGUUCGCUCAGGUCUAGGUUUGAUUUACGUUUCGUAGUUGAUUCAUCGAUGCAGAGAUUUAGUCUAUAUGAAGUGUAAAUUUAGGCACGCACGAGUGUGCGACUCGCUUGUUGCGCACCGCAGAGUUCCGUUUGCUGAAGUGUACCAUUCUUAGAACCCGACUCGCAACUACCAACUUAAUCAACCAGAUUGUGCAACUCCUGCUGUGUGCUGCCCCGCGGUACCGGUGGCAAGGUCGCUGUCUGUUUCGAAGCAGUAGAACCAGACCAUUCAUUCCUCAUUCAUUUUGUGUACAUAGAAAAAACUUCGUGAUUCGCAAUAAAGCUGACGAUCACUUGACUGACCGGAAGGCUGACAGGCCGUGAAUUGA